Molecule: messenger RNA, 1438 nt
Organism: Elgaria multicarinata webbii
Lineage: Eukaryota; Metazoa; Chordata; Lepidosauria; Squamata; Anguidae
Product: glycoprotein Xg-like
Exons: 11
Coding region: 304-936 (210 amino acids)
Biological process (GO): homotypic cell-cell adhesion; positive regulation of neutrophil extravasation; T cell extravasation
Cellular component (GO): plasma membrane
Source: RefSeq, a predicted model, not a curated record
UUGUUCAUAGGUCAAUGGAAAGAGGUGUGUGAGAGACAGGAAGAUAUGCGGUGGCUGCAGAAUACAGCCAUCGACUAUUUGACUAGGAUACUUCUGUGACUGGGUUCAGGUGCUUUCCCAACUUUUUCUUCCAUGUGUGAUGUGGGCAUUUAGAACAAUGUCAAGACUGGAAGCUGUUUGUUGUUGAAUGGGCAGUAUAUAUUUACCUGUUAAGUGUUUUCUUUAAAAACGAACAACAACUUGUAGAGCUUUAGCAUCUUUACCUGCUUCAGACAAAAAAGAGAGAAGGCGGAAUACAAAACCAUGGUGAAGUUGGCAGCUGCCAUUUUGUGUGCAGGUUGUUUUCUCCUCACUGUUGCAGGUGACAAAGACUUUGACUUGGCAGAUGCUCUUGAUACAGUUACUACGAGACCAGCUCCAGCUACUAAAAAGCCACCAGCGGGUAACAAUCCCAGACCUAACCUGUACCCUGACUUAAGACCACAGCCAGGUAGCCAUGGGAAUGAUGGUAACAAUCCCAGACCUAACCUGUAUCCUGACUUAAGACCACAGCCAGGUAGCCAUGGAAAUGAUGGUAACAAUCCCAGACCUAACCUGUACCCUGAUUUAAGACCACACCCAGGUAGCCAUGGAAAUGAUGGUAACAAGCCCACACCUAAGCCGUAUCCUGACAUAAAACCCCAAGCAGGUGGGCAUGGAAAUGAUGUUUAUAUUAAUGACUUGGAUCUCAACGAUGGGAACCCUCCACAGCCAGCAGGGGAUAGCGAACAUUUUUCAGAUCAUGGUGGGAAUCUUGUGGAUUCUAGUACGACAGCUCAGAUUACAUCUCCCGUCGUGGCUGUAGUUCUGCUGCUAACUGUUGGGACAAUCGCUAGUUAUUCUGCAUACAAGAAAAAGCGAUACUGUUUUAAACCACGAGCUAACACAGUUGUGUAAACUGCCAACAAAUGAAAAGAGAAAUAUUGUCUUCCAGAAGAUCAUACAACCUCUAAAUGCCCUGUGUUAUAUUUCUAUAUACAUCCUCUUAUUGAGAAUUUGUGCAAUAUGACAUUUUACUUGGUGAAAACUGAAGAACCGUCUUUCAAACUUAGAGACCUUCUAAUCACACACAUCUACAACAGAGUUCAUUAAUAUAAAAUGUUUCUAAAAAGCAUGUGUGUGUGUGUGUGUGUGUGUGUUUAAGUGUGUUUCUCCUAAAUUUUAUGUUUAUGUAGAGGUGUGGAAUGUAGUUGCUAUAGUUGCCACUAAUGAACAGAAUCUCAAUAAAUCUUUGUAAUGGCAGUAUCUUAAAUACAUUGCAAGCAAUAACUUAUUUCAGCUCGACCAUUACUAAUUAUUUGCCUGAGACAAUUGUAUUAUGUAAUAUUUUACGCAACAGAUAUCCUGUUCAGAAAAUGUAGUCUGAAAACAGAACUCUGGGGGUGCGAAGAACUGCCUU